Dermacentor andersoni is the source of this 685-nucleotide messenger RNA. NCBI's taxonomy places the organism in Eukaryota, Metazoa, Arthropoda, Arachnida, Ixodida, Ixodidae. The record is from RefSeq and is a predicted model, not a curated record.
GUUUCACUUAGCUCGACUGCUGACCAGUUAAUUCCAUUAAUACUUCCAUAUUCUUUGAAUCCCAAUGCUUCCAGAAAAUGUGAGCUAGCUAUUAUAGGUGAAUACAUCUUUGCAUUCCAUUACGUACGAUAUGCUGGGUCGAUCGCUUCCAAGCAUGCUUCCAAGCUUGCUCGUUUCCAACCGCCGAUCAUGCAGCGUUCCUGAUUGUCUGCUCAGCGUUUUGAUUGCAGAAGACAAAUACUCGUCUGCUCGUUCCGUUCGGUGUGUCAUGGCUUCAUUUCUUUUUCCGGAAAAUGUACAAAAGAGAGAUUAUUGGUCUACAAGCUGCCCACACCAAGCCAUGAGUGCAACGUUCACCAUAAUGACAACAGUAUUGUGGGCGAGCUCCACCACUGGAAAAGCUGGCGCCACUGUCGGCAUGAUGUGGCAUGAGGGAUCACGUGGAUACAGCGGCCACAUCGGCUGCUUCGCAAGUAUUAUGGCCUGCACACGCAUGUGCCAACAGCUUCCAGAGGACUUUAAGAAGUUUUCGGCCCACGGCUCUCGGGGCAGGGGACGUCGACCGACAGCUGUAUUGGUGGACUGCGCGAAGGCUUAGCAGGCCCAGGGCAUUACUUGAUCCCGAUCCCUCAGCCACCUCCCCCCUUCCUCUCCCCCAUUUCAAUAAAGCUUAUCACCACCACCA